Molecule: messenger RNA, 6242 nt
Organism: Phacochoerus africanus (Common warthog)
Lineage: Eukaryota; Metazoa; Chordata; Mammalia; Artiodactyla; Suidae
Gene: ATP2B3
Product: ATPase plasma membrane Ca2+ transporting 3
Exons: 21
Coding region: 122-3898 (1258 amino acids)
Biological process (GO): calcium ion transmembrane transport; regulation of cytosolic calcium ion concentration
Cellular component (GO): intracellular membrane-bounded organelle; membrane
Molecular function (GO): P-type calcium transporter activity; ATP hydrolysis activity; PDZ domain binding
Source: RefSeq, a predicted model, not a curated record
GCUUGGCCACGUCCCCGCUGCCACCUCGGCUGCGCCUCACCCAGGCGCUGGGACGUCAGGUGGCUGCCUGCCCCGAGCUGAGCCUGCACCUGUGAGACCGCCCUCCCCUCCCAACGCCAGGAUGGGUGAUGUGGCCAACAGCUCCAUCGAGUUCCACCCCAAAGCCCAGCAGCAGCGGGAAGCCCCCCAUGCAGGCGGCUUUGGGUGCACGCUGGCUGAGCUGCGCUCCCUCAUGGAGCUCCGAGGGGCCGAGGCGCUGCAGAAAGUCCAGGAAGCCUAUGGGGACGUGGGCGGGCUCUGCAGGAGGCUGAAGACCUCGCCCACCGAGGGCCUGGCCGACAACCCCAGUGACUUGGAGAAGCGCCGGCAGAUCUACGGGCAGAACUUCAUCCCGCCCAAGCAGCCCAAGACGUUCCUCCAGCUGGUGUGGGAGGCCCUGCAGGAUGUAACGCUCAUCAUCCUGGAGGUGGCCGCCAUCGUGUCCCUGGGCCUGUCGUUCUAUGCGCCACCGGGAGAGGAGAGCGAAGCGUGUGGAAACGUGUCUGCUGGGGCGGAAGACGAAGGCGAGGCCGAGGCGGGCUGGAUCGAGGGCGCCGCCAUCCUGCUGUCGGUCAUCUGCGUGGUGCUGGUCACGGCCUUCAACGACUGGAGCAAGGAGAAGCAGUUCCGGGGCCUGCAGAGCCGCAUCGAGCAGGAGCAGAAGUUCACCGUCAUCCGCAACGGGCAGCUGCUCCAGGUCCCCGUGGCCGCGCUGGUGGUAGGGGACAUCGCCCAGGUCAAAUACGGAGACCUGCUGCCUGCCGACGGCGUGCUUAUCCAGGGCAACGACCUCAAGAUCGACGAGAGCUCCCUGACAGGCGAGUCGGACCACGUGCGCAAGUCGGCGGACAAAGACCCCAUGCUGCUGUCAGGCACCCAUGUCAUGGAAGGUUCUGGAAGAAUGGUGGUGACAGCUGUUGGUGUGAACUCCCAGACGGGCAUCAUCUUUACCUUGCUCGGAGCUGGCGGAGAGGAGGAAGAGAAGAAAGAUAAGAAAGGCAAGCAGCAGGAUGGGGCCAUGGAGAGUAGCCAGACCAAAGCUAAGAAGCAGGAUGGGGCGGUCGCCAUGGAAAUGCAGCCCCUGAAGAGUGCGGAGGGCGGGGAGAUGGAGGAGCGGGAGAAGAAGAAAGCCAACGUGCCCAAGAAGGAGAAGUCGGUCCUCCAGGGCAAGCUCACCAAACUGGCCGUGCAGAUCGGGAAAGCAGGGCUGCUGAUGUCCGCCGUCACCGUCAUCAUCCUGGUCGUGUACUUUGUCAUCGAGACCUUCGUGGUGGACGGCCGGGCGUGGCUGGCCGAGUGCACGCCCGUCUACGUGCAGUACUUCGUCAAGUUCUUCAUCAUCGGUGUCACGGUGCUGGUCGUGGCUGUCCCAGAGGGCCUGCCUCUUGCCGUCACCAUCUCCUUAGCGUACUCUGUCAAGAAAAUGAUGAAGGACAACAACCUGGUCCGCCACCUGGACGCCUGCGAGACCAUGGGCAAUGCCACGGCCAUCUGCUCGGACAAGACGGGCACGCUCACCACCAACCGGAUGACCGUGGUCCAGUCCUACCUCGGGGACACCCACUACAAAGAGAUUCCGGCCCCCAGCGCCCUGACCCCCAAGAUCCUCGACCUCCUGGUCCAUGCCAUCUCCAUCAACAGUGCCUACACCACCAAAAUACUACCUCCAGAGAAGGAGGGCGCCCUCCCGCGCCAGGUGGGCAACAAGACGGAGUGCGCUCUGCUGGGCUUCGUCCUGGACCUGAAGCAGGACUUCCAGCCUGUGCGGGAGCAGAUCCCCGAGGACAAGCUUCACAAGGUGUACACCUUCAACUCGGUGCGCAAGUCCAUGAGCACGGUCAUCCGCACGCCCGACGGCGGCUUCCGCCUCUUCAGCAAGGGCGCCUCGGAGAUCCUGCUGAAAAAGUGCACCCACAUCUUAAACAGCAGCGGGGAACUGCGCGGCUUUCGGCCCCGAGACCGGGACGACGUGGUGAAGAAGGUCAUUGAGCCGAUGGCCUGCGACGGCCUCCGCACCAUCUGCAUCGCCUACCGGGACUUCGCCGCCACGCAGGAGCCUGACUGGGACAACGAGAACGAGGUCGUGGGCGACCUCACCUGCAUAGCUGUCGUGGGCAUCGAGGACCCUGUGCGACCCGAGGUCCCCGAAGCUAUCCGCAAGUGCCAGCGUGCUGGCAUUACGGUCCGCAUGGUGACCGGCGACAACAUCAACACAGCCCGGGCCAUCGCGGCCAAGUGCGGCAUCAUCCAGCCCGGAGAGGACUUCCUGUGCCUGGAAGGCAAGGAGUUCAACCGGCGGAUCCGCAACGAGAAAGGCGAGAUAGAGCAGGAGCGUCUGGACAAGGUGUGGCCCAAGCUGAGGGUCCUCGCCCGCUCGUCUCCGACCGACAAACACACUCUGGUGAAAGGAAUCAUCGACAGCACAAGUGGCGAGCAGCGGCAGGUGGUGGCCGUGACCGGCGACGGCACCAACGACGGGCCAGCCCUCAAGAAGGCAGAUGUGGGCUUCGCCAUGGGCAUCGCGGGAACCGACGUGGCCAAGGAGGCCUCGGACAUCAUCCUGACGGACGACAACUUCACCAGCAUCGUCAAGGCCGUCAUGUGGGGCCGCAACGUCUACGACAGCAUCUCCAAGUUCCUGCAGUUCCAGCUGACGGUCAACGUGGUGGCCGUGAUCGUGGCCUUCACGGGCGCCUGCAUUACUCAGGACUCUCCUCUCAAGGCCGUGCAGAUGUUGUGGGUGAACUUGAUCAUGGACACCUUCGCCUCCCUGGCCCUGGCUACGGAGCCACCCACCGAGUCGCUGCUGCUGCGGAAGCCGUACGGCCGGGACAAGCCCCUGAUCUCACGCACCAUGAUGAAGAACAUCCUGGGCCACGCCGUCUACCAGCUCGCCAUCAUCUUCACCCUGCUCUUUGUCGGGGACCUUUUCUUCGACAUCGACAGCGGGAGGAACGCGCCCCUGCACGCGCCGCCGUCCGAGCACUACACCAUCAUCUUCAACACCUUCGUCAUGAUGCAGCUCUUCAACGAGAUCAACGCGCGCAAGAUCCACGGCGAGCGCAACGUCUUCCACGGCAUCUUCAGCAACCCCAUCUUCUGCACCAUCGUGCUGGGCACCUUCGCCAUCCAGAUCGUCAUCGUCCAGUUCGGCGGAAAGCCCUUCAGCUGCUCCCCCCUUUCGACGGAGCAGUGGCUCUGGUGCCUGUUUGUUGGCGUUGGGGAGCUGGUGUGGGGACAGGUCAUCGCCACCAUCCCCACCAGCCAGCUCAAGUGCCUGAAGGAAGCAGGACACGGGCCCGGGAAGGAUGAGAUGACCGACGAGGAGCUGGCUGAGGGCGAGGAGGAGAUCGACCACGCCGAGCGGGAACUCCGCAGAGGCCAGAUCCUCUGGUUCCGGGGCCUCAACCGGAUCCAGACGCAGAUGGAGGUAGUGAGUACCUUCAAGAGAAGCGGUUCAUUUCAGGGUGCUGUGCGCCGGCGGUCCUCGGUCCUCAGCCAGCUCCAUGACGUAACCAAUCUUUCUAGCCCUACUCACAUCCGGGUGGUGAAAGCCUUCCGUAGCUCCCUCUACGAAGGCCUGGAGAAACCAGAAUCCAAGACCUCCAUCCAUAACUUCAUGGCAACGCCCGAGUUUCUGAUCAACGACUAUACCCACAACAUCCCGCUCAUCGACGACACGGACGUGGACGAGAACGAGGAGCGCCUGCGGGCCCCCCCGCCCCCCUCCCCCAACCAGAACAACAACGCCAUCGACAGCGGCAUCUACCUGACCAUGCACGGCACCAAGUCAGCUACCUCGUCGGUGUUCUCUUCCAGACCCGGGAGCCCGCUCCACAGCGUGGAGACGUCCCUCUAAGCAGAACUGCUCUCGGCACGCGCACCCCGCACACACGCGCACCCGGGCGGACGCGCCGGCCCGCGAGGAGGGCCGCCAGGCGGCUGGAGAGGCUCGUGGGCACUUGCAGGAAGCCACUGCAUUGGAGGCUUCUUAGCCAGCAGCAGGAGGAGGAGGAGGAGGGAGAGACCAGAGUUGUGUUCCCCCCUUUUUCUAUCGAAGCCUUUUCUAAUGGACACUGUAAUCCCGCCAGAUGUUCACUGUGGGGGCUGCGCAGUGGGGCUGGGGGCUGCUUUCAGUUUAGUGGGGGCUUCGUGGCACCUGCUGCAGAGCAGCAGGAUCAAGGGAUUCACACGAAGAGAGAAAAGGCCAGCACCGCUCAGCAGCACCCAAGAGCCCGUCGGCGAGCGGGACUGCACCGCCCGCACCCCCCCCACCCCCGCAGGACACACCUGCAGUCGGUCUGUGUGCGCGCGUGCGCAGCUACAUGUGUGCGCCCAGAGACGUGGCUGUGCGUAUAGGACCAGAUGCAUAUCUCAAGAAUAAGGAACUACUUAUCGGCAUGAUAUUUCCAUUCCUCCUAUCGGGUGUUUUCAUUUGAAAUUUCAUUAUUUAUUGUGGCAGGGUGUUUUGUUGAUUUUUUCACGGAACUAGACUGAGAGAAUAUCCUUCUGGUUGCUCGGGACCCCCCGCCCCCCGCCGCUGCUCCCUCUCCCCCACUCCCCUCCAUCCUCCCAGCAGAGUUUCUGAUGGAGGGGAACGUGGGGGAGGGACGCGCGAGGCUGGAGCAGUUACAGUCGGAACAUUGGAACAUUUGCACGUUGAGACCUCUGCCUAUAGAGGAAAAAAAAAACAACCCUUGAUGGAAUUUUUAUUUAAAAGGAAAAUACCAAAGUCUUGAUGAGAAUGAUCCCCUCCAGCAGGUGGAAGGCGGAGUUUUGCUUUCAGUUUCCUUUGGUUCCGGCUCUAAUUCCAAGUCUUAUGUUCUGGCCAGUAGGCUUCCUCGGUGGCCAUGGAUUUGUGUCUGCCGCCACCGACAGAGACCUCGGGGAAGCAGAUGCAGAAAGCAAAGCCCCUGGGAGCGACGGUACCUCGUCUCCGUUGCUCUAGCGGCAGGGGCGGAAGGCUGAGGAGGUCAGCUCUGCCACGUGAGCUGAGCACCUGGUCUGCAAGUGGGGAGAGCUGGGCCUGGGCUCCCCAGAUGCCUCCUUCGGGAGCCUCUCCUUACAGAGUGGGCAUCCAGCGUGCCAAGCCUCAGCCGUCCUCGAAUGCAUGGUAGCCAGGGAGGGAAAUGCAGAAAAAGCAGAAGUCCUUUUGCCUUCUGAAUACUCCUGUCCCACGUUUUGCAAGGAGGAGGUUGGGGUCCACCAUGCCUGUCGCCUGUCGCUGGGGUGCUGGGGUCCAGGGCUGAGCUGCUGGGGGACAGCUGGGAGCCGAGGGAAAGCACAGGUGCUGAGGCGCAUGCUCAGCAGCUGCGCAGCAGCUGCACUGGUGGCCAGGCUGGUUCGCCCCUCCCGUCCCCGUCCUGCAGCCACGGGUGGCGGGCUUGCCUCCCCUCCACCGGAGCCUCCACGAGUCCAGGCCAGGCGGCAUCCCCACUGUUAGCAUUCACGCCAUGUGUCGCCCCUGAGCAGGAGUCGUCCAACCUCGGGCAAAGGCCUUUCGGUUAGAAUAGCAAAUCCCACUUCAAAUGCCAGCUACAGAUAACUUAAAGCCAUCCCUUUUAUCCAAAGGGCACGUCGAGAAUGUUACCCAUUUGUAAAUUGUUCCCUAAUGUCCUUGUUUAAACAACAACAAACAGGGCAACUCAAUUCGUCGAGGGUCUGUGAGGUCUUAAGCAAGACCUCAGAUUGGAGAUGUUGGAAUCGAAGAAGAUAAGCCGCGUAACGCUGCGCUCACGGGCUUCUUUCCAUCUUCUGUUGUAGACACAUUGGUAGAACAAGGGGUCGACAUAUAUUACAAAGCCUCACUGCUGCUGUACCAAGUCGCUCCUGUACACGGCGGCUGUCUAGUCCCUAGGUUGCCUUUCCACGGGCUGUGGUCGUUUGUGUGCAGUCUUCAGGCCGGGCGGGGGGCGGGGGGGUCCUGGCUCCUCAGGAAGCCCCCCUCUCUCUAAAGCACUCUCUUCUACGGAAUGGCUUGGUCAACUGUGUUCAGUUAUUAAAUCUGUUUUACAUUUUUAUCUGCCUGUUAUAAAGAUGAACAAGAGUAUCUUAAUGAGGAAGACCACAGAUGCAUAUACUAAUUUAAAGUCUGUAGUUGAAUUUCCUAAUUUAAAGAAUAGACCAAAAUUUCUGUGUAUUAAAAAAAAAAAAAAACGAAAGGCUCCUGCACCCCGGCGUCUGGGUGGUGAGGUGUGUCAUGU